UUCAAAGAAGCUAGCUACCCCGCCAAAGCUACCUAUCUAUCCUAAACAAACUGUCCCUUGUCUCGUCACAACCCACCUUUCGUCAUAACGGUUUAGAAUAACGUCCCCAUUAUUUUCUAAGUCCCAUCUCUUCCCAAGCCUUAAUUUCAUCAUAUUGGUACUCAAGCAAAAUAACAUUUCGGGUUGGCGUCGCAAGAAAUGGAUCAGAAAGCAGACGAUAUUCUGCGACGACCCCUCUAUGUCUAUGACCUACCCGACCAAGUCCUCAACAGCAUCUCCUUAAAACAAGACGCCGCCGCCGCCGACGUCCUAGAUACGACCAAGGAACCGACCGAAUCUGCAACGCAAUCACAAACGCAAGAUACGACGUCUGGAAACUCGUCACUCGCAGUAGGUUCGCAGUCAUGCUCGCUAUGCGCCCUCUCGUUCGGCACCGUACAAGACCAGCGCAGCCACCUGAAAUCCGACCUGCACCACUACAACCUAAAGCAGAAGCUGCGCGGGCAAAAUUCCGUCUCCGAAGCCGAAUUCGAGAAGCUGAUUGCGGAUCUCGACGAGAGUCUUUCGGGCUCCGACUCGUCCGACUCUGAGGACGAAGACGAGGAUACCGGAGACAAGGAGAGCAAUCUCCUAACAACCCUCUUGAAGAAGCAAGCUACACUUUCGGGAGGAAACUAUAAUAGCGCUACAGGCGACGGCCAAGGAGACGACCAAGAUGGAAAUCCGAGAAAGAAACAAAGGGGCGGCGGCGGCGCGCAGCCUCUGCUAUGGUUUAGCUCACCUCUCCUACCUCAGAAUUCCUAUUUCGGCAUCUACCGCUCCAUAUUCGCGCUGGCAGAAUCCAAGGACGAAAAUACAAUCGUCGAGACGAUCAAGAAGAAGCAACUAGAACCGAUACCCGUGCCCAAAGUAGGACCGGACGGCAACUUCCCACCCUCCGUCUACAAGGGACCGCACAUAUUCCUUUGUAUGAUCGGCGGCGGGCACUUCGCAGCCAUGGUAGUGUCAUUAGCACCGCGACAAGCAAAACAUGGAUCCGUGGGCCCGUUGAAUAGAGAAGCGACAGUGCUCGCGCACAAAACAUUCCAUAGAUACACUACGAGGAGGAAGCAGGGUGGCUCGCAGUCAGCAAACGACAACGCGAAGGGCAAUGCUCAUUCGGCCGGUUCAAGUAUCCGUCGGUACAACGAGCAGGCCCUAACAGACGAAGUCCGAUUGCUUCUGCAGGAGUGGAAGGGGCUUCUUGACACGGCAGAGUUACUAUUUAUUCGGGCGACGGGAUCUACGAACCGAAGAACGCUCUUCGGUCCGUACGAAGGUCAAGUCCUACGAGCCAAUGAUCCGCGCAUACGGGGUUUCCCCUUUAGCACGCGAAGGGCAACUCAAAACGAGUUGAUGCGAUCUUUCAUCGAGCUGACGCGGUUAAAAGUCCGCGAAAUCGAUCCAGCUCAGGUUUCAAAGACGCAGGAGGAAACGUCUACGAAGACGACGUCUAAACCAGCGAAGUCGACCGCGCCUAAGCUAACAGAGGAGGAAGAAACAGCACUAUUACACACAUCGCAGUUGCAGGCUUUCAUACGAAGAUCUAAACUGCCCGCUUUACUAUCAUACCUAAAGAGCAACGACAUAUCCGCCAAUUUCCUCUUUCAGCCAGCAGACUCGCCCCAGAAUUACCAUGCACCGACUCCCUUACACUUAGCAGCGAACCAGAACUCGGCGCCGCUCGUGCUAGGACUACUAGUAAAAGGAGCCGCGGACCCUACGAUCGAGAAUGGCGAAGGCAAGACUGCCUUCGAGCUAGCCGGUGAUCGAUCGACAAGGGACGCCUUCAGGGUAGCGCGCGACGAGCUCGGUGAGAUAAAAUGGGAUUGGGAAGCCGCGCGAGUGCCGCCCGCCAUGAAGAAAGAAGAAGCAGAAAAGCGAGACGAGCGCGAGCGCAAAGAAGACGAGAGGAAAGAAGCAGAACGGCGCAGAGCCGAGGAGCAACGGCUCAAGAACGAAGGGCCCAAAGUUCCUGAUAGCAAUAGCAAGGGACGCGGGAAGAGUCUGCUGGAUAGUGGCACGAAGAAAUCUGCGCAGGAGAAGCGCGAGGAGGAGGUAAGGGGCCUUACUCCCGAGCAGAGGAUGAAGCUCGAUCGGGAACGAAGGGCCCGGGCGGCGGAGGAGAGACUGCGGAGGAUGCAAGCUGGUGGCGGCGGCUAAACCACAUAGGUACCUUACUGCUAGCGUACGGGGGGAGAAUAAAUAGAAACGGACUUUUAAGAUGAGGUCGCAUGGUGAGCUGCAUCGGAUUGAUUGGUCCGGCCAGGUCAAGUGAACGCAACCGCCGAGUACCGAAGCGUGCCUCUUCUCCCGUGGCGGCUGUCUGUUUGUGCCUAAUGUACCUAAUAUAUUAUAUGUGCAGUAGCACAGCGUCGAGCUAGGUAGAUUCUAUUGCUGGUCCGUGGAAAUUAGGACAGGACAUUUUAGAAUAGAACGGGUGGUGGCGAAACGCCCAUAAGCGCCGCCAACUCUAUCUAUGCCGGGCACUCAAUGGAACCCGACUUGGAAGCCUCUUUGUAGCAAAUGGCGUCACGGUGGUGUACAUAUCUCUUACGAUAGGUACCUCCAUGUAAACAGGUACCUGGGUACCUGGGUAAUAUUUACACGAUGGUCUGUUGAUGCACACCUAAGGUCAAGGUAGACUCUAUCAAAAUCAGUAGGUACAUUACCGCGCCAGGGUGGCGGGGGGACAUGAUCUCAGG
Daldinia vernicosa is the source of this 2744-nucleotide messenger RNA. RefSeq lists its product as uncharacterized. Bases 199 to 2202 code for a protein of 667 amino acids. The transcript is spliced from 2 exons. Gene Ontology annotation, molecular function: protein binding. The record is from RefSeq and is a predicted model, not a curated record. NCBI's taxonomy places the organism in Eukaryota, Fungi, Ascomycota, Sordariomycetes, Xylariales, Hypoxylaceae.